Phycodurus eques (leafy seadragon) is the source of this 1707-nucleotide messenger RNA. RefSeq names its product PRELI domain containing protein 3B-like. The transcript has 6 exons. The record is from RefSeq and is a predicted model, not a curated record. Gene Ontology annotation, biological process: phospholipid transport. Gene Ontology annotation, cellular component: mitochondrial intermembrane space. Gene Ontology annotation, molecular function: phosphatidic acid transfer activity. Lineage: Eukaryota; Metazoa; Chordata; Actinopteri; Syngnathiformes; Syngnathidae. Bases 111 to 692 code for a protein of 193 amino acids.
CCUGCACGGCCCGUUCCUUUCUCCUUCCUCGGCGUCUCCAGUUAGCGGCACACCGGCCCGGCACGGCCCGGCCCGGCCCGGCUGCUCCCGAGUUCUGACUCCCGUCAAAAAUGAAGAUCUGGGCGUCAGAGCACAUUUUCAACCACCCGUGGGAGACGGUGACCAAGGCCGCCAUGCAGAAGUACCCCAACCCCAUGAACCCCAGUGUGUUUGGUGUGGAUGUUCUGGACAGAAGUGUGGACACGGAGGGGCGCUUACACAGCAAAAGACUGCUCAGCACAGAGUGGGGUCUUCCCGCCAUCGCCAAAUCUAUCAUUGGAUUAACGAGAACACACACCUAUGUCCGAGAACAUUCAGUAGUGGACCCCGAACACAAGAUCUUUGAGCUGAAAUCUACAAAUAUCUCCUUCACAAACCUGGUGUCUGUGGACGAGAAGCUGACGUAUAAGCCUCAUCCGCGGGAUCCCGACAAGACUGUGCUGACCCAGGAGGCUGUGAUCAGUGUGAAAGGUGUCAGUCUGAGCAGCUACCUCGAGGGCCUGAUGGCCAACACCAUGUCCGUCAACGCCGGCAAGGGCCGCGAAGCGAUGGAGUGGGUCAUCCGGCGGUUAAACACGGAAAUUGAGGAGCUGGCGGCGACGGCUCGCGGCACCGUGCGUGCGCCCAUGGCGGCGGCGGUUGCGGACAUAUAAUAGCGGGCCGCCGCCCGUCAUGAACUGGUGCGACACCUCGUCAGCCAGUACAGCCUAAUUACUACAGCCGCCACGUGUGUGUGUGAUUGGGUCUCUAAUAGAGUGAAGUAUAGUGUGUGUGCAGAGAGAAUGUGAUUGUGUGUGAGAUUUAAACCCUUUAAACAAACAUUUCAUUAAAGCACUGUAAACAGCUAUCUCUAAAGGUCACCUUCCAUCAUUGAAAGAAAAAAAAAUAUAUAUAUAUAUAUAUAUAUAUUUUCUAAUCUUUGUCCUUUUAACUAUUUUAGUUGGUCUUUUCCGCCCGGCAUUCUCAUUGAUUUCUUAUUAAUAUGCGACAUGUACAAAUGGAUUAAGGAUGGAAGGUAUCCUUUAACUAAAUGUCGCCGUGUGGUCGGAGCAGCUGUGUUCCGCAGCCUUUGGACUUGAGUAGUAGUUUUCCGUUAGGGUGGCGAGAUUCCUCGACUGUUUUAUUCCGCGGUGCCGUUCGCCGGAGUGUUCGAGCGAUCUUUCAGCUCGAGCGUGACAGGAUUCAAGGAUGGUCGAGCAGACCUAGUCAGUGAAUUCAUUUUGCGCUCCGGUUCGUAUCUUUAUUAUUUAGGGUCAAUGGUCGGCCACAACGUGAGGCACGUUCUCCGAUGUUUUGGCCACUCGGUGGAAGUAACGUGCUUCAUCCUUCGUUCUCACUUUGGCUUGUCGCAAGUGUUCCCAGAUACGAUCCCCCGUGUUAUUAACUGUCAUGGUGUGGAACAUCUGUUAACAGCAGCCUUUUGCAAAGUUUGAUUUAAAUCUGAAGGCGUGUGUCGUGCUCAGCCAUCGACCUGUGCGGUCGUUCCUUUCACCAACUGCGAUGCUUUUCUUAAUGGGGAACAUUUGAAUAACAGCGGCCGGUAGUGUGUUUAUUUAUAUGAUGGUGGUGUUACAUUCCAAGAAUGCGAACCUGUAACUAAAAAAACACACACUGACUUUUUUUUCAAAAUAAAGUGAUGCCAUUGUUUCACGACGGUGGUAAAAUUGA